AUGGAUCCCUUUGAUGGGACCUGCAAGAUCAGUUUUACAAAGGGCACUGCAUUCUCAUUCAAAGGGACAACAAAACAUUCAGUGAUAAAAUGGUACUUCAAGUUGGAAUUCAUGGUGAGAAAGAUCAACUACAUCAAGCAGUAUAUAGAUACACCAUCUUCUCGCUGUGUUUGUUACAGAACUGCAAAUGAUGGCAUUUAUGAGGAUCCUUGGAUUAGAACUACAUAUUUUACACCUACCAGUGAAGUAAUUGAUAGGUGUAAUUCCUACAUAAUCUCAAUCUCACCCCAUUUUAGGCUGACACUAAAGAAGGCUAUUGAUUGUCUGAAAGAACAGAGGAUACCAUAUGACUAUUCUAGACAGAAUUUACGGGUCCAGGAAGAACUUGAUUGUGGAGUGACCAUGUCUUACUCUUUCUUCUGUAUUAACUACAAAGAAGGAAUUAGUUUUGUGGUUGUGAUGUUCUUAGUGAAUGCUAUUAUAAACCAGCACCAGUUUUUGAAUAAGUUCUUUGAUAUAUUAAUGAUGCAGACAAGAGAGGUGAAUGUAACAGCAUUGAAACAUAUAUGUUCCUAUAAGCAUCCUGUGUUUGCUGCAUACAGGAUACUGAAAAUAGUCCAACCAUGGUUGCUGAAGAACCAUAAACUAUGUAAGAGUUCUAAAGGGUCAGAUGAUAGUGCUGAAGUAAGAAAAUUGGCGAUAAACUCAACUAAAGCCUACUGCCUUUUACCAGAGGACAUAAUAGAUUUCUUCACUGUGAACAUGGUAAAUGAGAACCUUGGUGUUAUCUGCAAUGCUCAUGUGAUUCGUGCUGACCAGAGUGAAUACAGUGCCUUGGAUGAGAAAUGCUUAGAAUUGGUUGAGCUUGCAGCCGCGGCUGUUGACUUUACAAAAACUGGAAAGCUUGUUAUGAUGCCCCAAGUGCUUAAACCUAAAAUGUACCCUGAUUUUGUGGGCAAGAGUGAGUCCCAGUUGUACAAGUCAAAUAAGAUCUUGGGCAAAUUCUAUCGCAAGAUUAAAGAUGCAUCAGAAGAAGUGCCAGCAUCCUCAGAGCUAAUCUGUGCUACUGAAGAUAUACCUAAUGAUGCUGAUUUCGAGACCCCGGGGUCAGCAGAUUUCCUUGAAGAUGCCUGGAAUCACAAUUGCACAUAUGAUAAGCAACUGAAUGCUCUUUUGGGGCAGUACAAAGUGAACAAGGAGGAAGAGGUGGUGACAGGGCACAUAUGGUCCAUGCCAAAGCACAAUAGCAGAAAUCAGGGAGAACUGAAAGAGAGGCUUAAGCAUGCCUAUAGUGCAUUAAAGAGAGAGUUUAAGCAAUUUUUUGAGAAUGUGUCCAGAUUCCCAGGAACUUGCGGAUAAUGAAAAGAAACACUGCUUAU
Messenger RNA from Telopea speciosissima, 1379 nucleotides. RefSeq names its product RNA-dependent RNA polymerase 6-like. NCBI's taxonomy places the organism in Eukaryota, Viridiplantae, Streptophyta, Magnoliopsida, Proteales, Proteaceae. Gene Ontology annotation, molecular function: RNA-directed RNA polymerase activity. Gene Ontology annotation, biological process: siRNA processing. The transcript is spliced from 2 exons. Gene Ontology annotation, cellular component: nuclear RNA-directed RNA polymerase complex. The coding region runs from base 1 to 1359 and encodes 452 amino acids. The record is from RefSeq and is a predicted model, not a curated record.